Lycium barbarum (goji berry) is the source of this 537-nucleotide messenger RNA. RefSeq lists its product as uncharacterized. Bases 1 to 537 code for a protein of 178 amino acids. NCBI's taxonomy places the organism in Eukaryota, Viridiplantae, Streptophyta, Magnoliopsida, Solanales, Solanaceae. The record is from RefSeq and is a predicted model, not a curated record. The transcript has a single exon.
AUGGCUACUAAGAUGUCUAUGGUUUUCACUUUUCUUGGUUUAUUAGCAAUUAUUUGUACCACAACAGCUAGAGAAAUGCCUAGUGACAAAGGUCUUGCUGAUCAGAAGAAUUUUGUGGGGGUUGGUGGUGUUGGAGGAUUUAGUGGUGUUGGAAGCAAUGGGCUGCCUAUUGGUGGAGUUGGAGGUGGGGUAGGUGGUGGUGCUGACCUGGGUGGUGGACUUGGUGGUGCAGUGGGGGGUGUUGGUGGAAUUGGUGGGGUAGGAGGACUUGGUGGGGCAGCGGGACUUGGUGGACUAGGGGGUGGAGCUGGUGGACUAGGUGGGUUGGGGGGUGGUGAUGGUGGACUUGGCGGACUAGGGGGUGGUGCUGGUGGACUAGGUGGGUUGGGUGGUGGUGAUGGUGGACUUGGUGGAUUAGGGGGUGGUGUUGGUGGACUUGGGGGUGCAGGGGGGUUGGGGGAUGUAGGUGGGUUGGGUGGUGCAGGGGGGUUGGGUGGUGGUUGUGGACCUUGUAGUGGGGCUGGAAGUCUUCCAUGA